Tarenaya hassleriana is the source of this 1266-nucleotide messenger RNA. Its product is annotated as transcription factor bHLH121. Bases 154 to 1014 code for a protein of 286 amino acids. The transcript has 5 exons. Gene Ontology annotation, molecular function: DNA-binding transcription factor activity; protein dimerization activity. The record is from RefSeq and is a predicted model, not a curated record. NCBI's taxonomy places the organism in Eukaryota, Viridiplantae, Streptophyta, Magnoliopsida, Brassicales, Cleomaceae. Gene Ontology annotation, biological process: intracellular iron ion homeostasis.
UGUUGUUCAGCUUUAGAACGACGCCGUUUCUGUCUCACCAAAAUCGAUCCUUAUCCUCCGGCUGAAGGAAUCCGUCGCCCACUUUCAGCCGAUCGUCGUCGCAAUCCCACUGGUCAUUCUCAUCGCAAAUCUAGCUCAAAACCAGAAGAAUCCAUGGACUCGGUUGUCGCGAGAAAGAUGCAGAAGGCUGACAGGGAGAAGUUGAGGAGGGAAAAACUGAAUGAGCAUUUCGUUCAACUGGGAAAUGUACUUGAUCCAGACAGACCCAAAAAUGACAAAGGCACAAUUCUGACAGAUACGAUUCAGUUGUUGAAGGAGCUUACAUCAGAAGUCAACAAGCUCAAAUCUGAAUACACUGCAUUGACCGAGGAGUCCCGUGAGUUGACACAGGAGAAAAAUGACCUGAGAGAAGAGAAGGCGUCACUGAAGUCAGAUAUAGAGAAUCUCAACAUCCAGUACCAGCAGAGGCUAAGGGCAAUGAGCCCUUGGGCAGCUGCGAUGGACCACACCGUCAUGAUGGCCCCACCACCGCCAUCCUUUCCAUAUCCAAUGCCUAUGGCUAUGCCUCCCGGCUCAAUUCCGCUGCAUCCAUCGAUGCAGCCAUACACAUUCUUUGGAAACCAGAACCCUGGUGUUAUCCCGGCGCCCUGCCCCACCUACAUGCCGUAUAUGCCCCCGAACACGGUGGUUGAACAGCAGUCAGUGCAUGUACCACAAAACCCGCAGGCAGUGAACUCAUCACGGGAAGGUGGAACCAAUCUGUCGAGAGAGAGCAAAGCCAAGAACGCUGAGGAUUCUAAUGACGUCGCAACUGAACUUGAGUUAAAGACUCCUGGUUCUACCUCUGAUAAGGAUUCGACAAAGCAGAGAAAGACGAAAAGAAAUGGCAAGAGAAACUGCAGCACGAGAGAAGAAAGCUCGUCAUCUAGCAAAUGUUCAUCGUGCCCUAGCGGGCGAGACAGUUCAUCCGGUAGCGUAGCUGGUGGACAAAAUCCUGACGGUGCAGAAGCCUAAAAGAAGUGAUGACAAAUCUCGAUUUGGAUUGGGUUUCAUAAUACGAGUAGGAACCGAGCCGGGACAUUGCUAGUGUGGUUUUGGUCUAAACCACUGAGUCUUACUGUCAAGACAUACCAUUUAUGGAAUAUAAACGGUAGGAGGGGAUCCAGUUCAAGUGUAUAGUAAGAAGCCUUUUCUUCUUUUUUUUACAGAGCAAGUGAUGGAUUGAAAUCUUCAUCUUUAUCCUAUAACGAGAGUUGGAACAUAGAA